AUGUCUGCUGCCCCCACACUCGUUGCCAAUCCCAAUCCCACCAGCGCUGUUAAGACCAAAAGAAGUCCCGUAGAGUCCUUUCUGAUUGACUUGGCCGCAGGUGGUGUUGCCGGUGGUGUUGCAAAAACCGCAACUGCUCCAAUUGAAAGAGUCAAAAUUCUCCUCCAGCUUCAAGAUUCGUCAACCCAAAUUUCGGCAGAUAAAAAAUACACCGGUAUUGCCAACUGCUUUUCCAGAGUUUCAAAGGAACAGGGAAUUUUGUCUCUAUGGAGAGGAAACACGGCAAAUGUGAUCCGUUAUUUCCCCACCCAAGCCCUCAACUUUGCCUUCAAGGACAAAUAUAAGCAGAUUUUCAUUCGCUGGAACCGUAAGACCGAUCCGUGGAAGUUCUUUGCCGGUAAUUUGGCGAGCGGAGGUGCUGCAGGCGCUACAUCUCUUCUUUUCGUGUAUCCGCUUGAUUUUGCUAGAACUCGUCUGGCUGCAGACGUGGGUGUUGGUGCUAACCGCCAGUUCACCGGUCUUGGGCAAUGCAUCUCAUAUAUCUUUAAGCAAGACGGCUUGAAGGGGUUGUAUCGCGGCUUUGGUGUUUCCGUUACCGGAAUCAUUGUUUAUCGCGCAGCAUAUUUUGGAGGCUUCGAUACGCUCAAAUCGAUGAUUUUGAAAGAUCCCAAAAACCCACCAAUUUUCCUUUCAUGGGUCAUUGCCCAAACGGUCACAACCAUUGCAGGUGUUGUGUCAUAUCCGUUUGAUACCGUUCGUCGCCGUAUGAUGAUGCAAGCUGGAAGGGAAAAAAAGCAAUAUUCUUCGACCUUUGAUUGCUGGAAGAAGAUUGCCUUCACAGAGGGACCAAAGUCAUUCUUCAAAGGUGCCCUCUCAAAUGCUCUUCGCGGUUCCGGCGGUGCAAUUGUUCUUGUUCUUUAUGACCAAUUCCAGAAAUACUUGGGGUUUGAAGGCGGCGCUGGUGGCGAGUAG
Messenger RNA from Mitosporidium daphniae, 972 nucleotides. Its product is annotated as substrate carrier family protein AncA. Gene Ontology annotation, biological process: mitochondrial ADP transmembrane transport; mitochondrial ATP transmembrane transport. The record is from RefSeq and is a predicted model, not a curated record. The transcript has a single exon. Gene Ontology annotation, molecular function: ATP:ADP antiporter activity. Gene Ontology annotation, cellular component: mitochondrial inner membrane. NCBI's taxonomy places the organism in Eukaryota, Fungi, Microsporidia. Bases 1 to 972 code for a protein of 323 amino acids.